UGUGAGCGCGCGCGCGCGUGUUGCCGAUGCAGGGGCUUCCAGCAUGGCGUCCAUGCAGAAAAGGCUUCAGAAAGAACUGUUGGCUUUACAGAACGAUCCUCCUCCUGGAAUGACUCUGAACGAGAAAAGUGUAGAGAAUACUAUAACACAAUGGGUUAUUGAUAUGGAAGGAGCCUCUGGCACUCUGUACGAAGGAGAAAAAUUCCAGCUGCUUUUCAAAUUCAGUAGUCGAUAUCCAUUUGACUCACCUCAGGUAAUGUUUACAGGAGAGAACAUUCCUGUCCAUCCUCAUAUUUAUAGCAACGGUCACAUCUGCCUGUCCAUUCUAACGGAGGACUGGUCACCAGCACUGUCUGUCCAGUCUGUGUGUCUCAGCAUCAUCAGCAUGUUGUCCAGCUGCAAGGAGAAGAGACGGCCUCCUGAUAACUCCUUUUAUGUACGGACAUGUAACAAAAACCCAAAGAAGACUAAAUGGUGGUAUCACGAUGAUACAUGUUGAUGCUGAACUUGACAACGCAUUUAGAAAGAAGUACCUGCUGACGUACAUUAGCACUUUUUAAACUUUUGAACUCUGAGCCUCGGACUGAAAACGGAGGGCGCGAACUUUUACUCAAGGACCAGCAUUACGAUGACAACAAAACGGCUUUAAUCAAAGCGAAGACAUCAAGAGAUAAAGGUGGAAAACACCCAAUCAGGAUUGACCCCAGAUGGAUACCGGAUUAAGCAAUGAGUCUUAAUUCCAUUUUGUUUGUUUUUUUUUUUGUUUGUUUUUUUUUUAAGAAAAAAUUUCGGUUUCUUAGCCGUGUCUCAAAUCGCAUGCUUCUGUAGUGCACUAACCCCUUGUAAUGUGAGCAUUGUAUACAAAAGGACCACUAUUAUUGACCCUGUUCAGGUUACAGAGUCGAGUCAGCUAGCUAGGUUAUGCAGGCUAUCUUUAGUCUCUUGGCGUAGAGAGCGAGAGAGUAAUUUCGCAUUGCUAGUCAGAUUAUCAGUUCAGCUGAACUGAAUUUUAGCCAAAUGUUUUCAAAUGUCCAGAAAAAACAACGAAAGUCCGGCAUUAAAUUGAGAAAUUAGUACGUCCAGUUUAUAGUAAAGUGCAUAGUAUGCAAUUUGAGACAAAGCCUUUGUCUUUUUCUACUUUAUUGAACCUAUUAUUGAAUGAAAUGUUCUUUUCUAUUUCUGUUGUGCAAUAACGAACCUGAAUCGCUUGGUUCAUCUGGAAACGACUUUAGCAUUAAGUGCUUAUGCGUUUGUGCAUCUGUUUUGGUUUGAUGUUUAUAUGCACUGUGAAAUUCUCUAUGAAGGCACAGAACAGUUGAAAAUCGAAAACCUCACUCGAUCAUUUAUUUCUGUUUAAUGAACUAGGCAUGUGCCGAUAAUCGUUUAUAUAUACUCAUUAAUAUUUAAAAUGCAUGGUACGUUUAUUGUGAAUACUUCAAUAAAUUGUUGGUAGAGGCAAAUUUAUAUUUAUUACACAAGAAAUUAUUUAUUAUUAAUUUUAAUUUAUUUUCUUCAAUUUUUUCCAGUUAUUUAAGCUCGGUUGGUGCACCCUCUCCUUUGUUUAAAAAUACGAAUAUACAUUGACUGAUCACUUUAUUAGGAACACCAUUCAUUUAUGUAGUUAUUUAAUCAGCCAAUCAUGUGACAGCAAGGUCACAAGCUGCAGUUAAUGUUCACAUCAAACAUUAGAAUAAAGAUAAACUUAUUAUUGCAGUGACUUGGAAAACAAGGUGCCUGCUCCCCCCCCAUGUUCAGCUGUCCACAUUGGGUCCGCUUGCACCUCAGGUUCCUUUUCUUGCUUUUGUAGCUCAUCCGCCACAUAGGGCUGCUUUUCUGCUCACCAUUGUUGUAAAGAGUAGUUAUUGAAGUUACUGUAUCCUUCCUAUCAGCCUGAAUCCGUUCUUUCUCCUUUGAGCUCUUUUAUCGACAAUGCAUUUCCACCCACAGAACUGACACUUGCUGGAUGCUUUUUAUUUUGUUCUUGCACCAUUCUCGAAUUUUUGAAAUAGUUGCAACCGAGCUACGCUUGAAAUUCACAUUUCUUCCAAUCUGAUAUUUGGUGUGAACACGAACUGAAUCCCUGUAUUUGCGUCGUCCUUCUGUCACAUUAUUGGCUGACUGGAUAAUUCAAUCAACUGGCAGGUGUUCCUAAUAAAGUGGCUAAAUAUAAAAGUUAUUCCAAACACCAAUGCAACAUAGUAGGGAUGUCGGUAAGCCAUGAUUAAAAGUUAUAAGCAGGUAUUGGGAUUAGGGAAGUGAAAUAUUUGCACUUGCCUGCGUAGUCCCACUGAAAGUGAUAGAAACGUAAAACUAUUUUUAAGAUUGACGACUGUAACGAAUGUUAGCCAGGCUUCUGCUGUUUAUUUAUUUAUUUAUUUAUUUGUAUAAAUGGAAGCGUUUCGAAAGGGCUGCGAGUCAGACGACGUAGAGCUUAGCGAUUUGUGAAUAGCCAUGUGCCGAUACGAUUUUCAUAUCAUGAUCGUCUACCAUUUUAACCAAGCCUGUGACGUGAUUACGUUAUAUUUUAUGAUAUGUUUACCGUUACCUGUUCUUAGUGGACAGUGUUUUUAAACACUGUAGAAUGUAGCGCAGAACUAGCUAGCUAGCAAAUUAGCAUAUAUGUAACCAUGGGAAUGAUGACGAUAAAGAAAACAUUAGCUUAGACGAGCUCUCGCAAAUUUUCGAUUAGUUCCGAUUCGAAAAAAAAAAAUGCCUUCGUGGAUGUAAACAAGCGCUUAAAAAAACGUUUCCUUUUCCUAGUCACGACCAUAGAUAGAUAACUGGUCGCUGGCUGGCACAUUACUCACACCACUAGCAAAACGCGACUUCGGUAAAUUCACUUCAUUGACGUAAUUUUGAAGUGUUCACGAUAACAAUAGUGCAGACGUGGAAUUAUCGGCACAUGUCUAAAUGUGAAGAAUUUUCGCUCCUGAUCAUCUUACUUGUGUGUUUGUUCUCCUGGUCACUCUUUUCAGGACUCAGGUACUUUCUCCCCUCAAGAAGAAAUCAGCUUUUCCUACAGUUAUUUUGUGUUUUAUUGUGUAUAUAUUCAGUUCUUUUUUUUUUUUUUUUCCUUGAAGGAAAUAUUUUGCAAAAAAAAAAAAAAUCGAUAUGUAUAUUUAAAUUGUGUGUGUUGCUCUUUAGUUAAAUGGACAUGUGUAGUAAAGAAUGAUUAUUUAGA
Hemibagrus wyckioides is the source of this 3181-nucleotide messenger RNA. RefSeq names its product ubiquitin conjugating enzyme E2 Wb (gene ube2wb). The record is from RefSeq and is a predicted model, not a curated record. NCBI's taxonomy places the organism in Eukaryota, Metazoa, Chordata, Actinopteri, Siluriformes, Bagridae. Bases 44 to 499 code for a protein of 151 amino acids. The transcript has 6 exons.